AUGUCUCACCUCCUCUGUGCCUUACUGUCCCUGCUUUCCUUUGCUGCCCUACUGGAAAGUGCCCAGUGGAAACUGGAGGAAAAUGUGUUUGUCAUAGAUUCCCAGUGGGACGCCGAGGCCCCGGCCACCACCGUGGAGCUCACCUGUGCCACCCAUGAGGAGGCAGUCUACUGGAAAAAGGACUCGGAAGGGAAACAGAAAGGGAAGACUCUGAGUGUUGCGGUGAAGGAGCUCCCAGACGCCGGCAACUACAGCUGUGUGAGCGAGGAGAGCCACAGAGUGCUCAGCUCCAGCCUCCUCCUCGUCGCCAGGAUCGGCCCCGACGGGCACAUCAUGAGGGACAUCCUGAAAAGCUUUAAGGAGCCCAACAGGACAUUUUUGAAGUGUGAGGCAAAGAACUACUCUGGAAUUUUCACAUGUUCCUGGAUGACAGAAAAUAAUCCAAACCUGAAGUUCACCAUCAGAAGCCUGGAAGGCCCCCAGGGAGACGUGUCCUGCAGCAGCCCCGUGGCCCUGAGCGAGGGGGCCCUGACCACCUACACGGCCCAGUGCCACAAGGAGAACUUCUGUCCCUUUGCUGAGGAGCACCAGCCCAUUGACAUCUCCCUGGAGGUCAUUGACGAGGUGUUAUACGAGAACUACACCGCCAGCUUCUUCGUCAGGGACAUCAUAAAGCCUGACCCCCCCCAGUGUCAGUACGUGGCCACCAAUGGAACAGUGACCUGGACAUAUCCCAGGACCUGGAGCACCCCAAACUCCUACUUCCCUUUGACUUUCAAGGUCAAAGUUAAAAGCACAAAGAGACGCAGAUACCAGGUGUACGACACUGAGGAGCAGUCGGUGCAGCUGCCAGCCCCGGGGCCAGCAGAGGUGUGGGUGCAGGCCAGGGACCGCUGCUACCUCAGCUCCUGGAGCCAGUGGUCCUCGCUGUGCAGGUAA
Molecule: messenger RNA, 939 nt
Organism: Vidua chalybeata
Lineage: Eukaryota; Metazoa; Chordata; Aves; Passeriformes; Viduidae
Gene: IL12B
Product: interleukin 12B
Exons: 6
Coding region: 1-939 (312 amino acids)
Molecular function (GO): protein binding
Source: RefSeq, a predicted model, not a curated record